AUGCGAAAAGAUUUCACCUUCACACUCCGAGCAUUGCCUUUCACACCGGCCGUGGCUUUGAGCUUCGUUUUCGUCGCAAUGUCCAUCCAAGUCAGUGUGUAUCAAAACCGUCCGAUUUUGACACUCCAUUCCACACAAUGCCACACCUCGCUGAAAUCAAAGAUCGCUAGGUUUGACUCUCGUUCUCCCACACUCUUGUGCAACAUCAUCCGAGAGGUCAAAAAGCUCUUCAUCAGUCAUCCCUCGAAGUUGGAAUUGCUUCGAUCGACUUCUGCUGUCUCCACUGAACCGUCCGCUCACCUCUUCAAUACCCACAUGCCAUCGCAUCGAACUUCUUUCCCACCAUUCGUUGUCUUGGAGAUAUACCCACUACUGAAACCAGACAAAUCCAGCAGCGGAGAGCGACAGAAUGACGGCGCAACCACCGAAAUUGCAAGACCUGAACCUAUGGUCGAAAUUGCUGUUGCUCUGAACGACUCGAAAUUCUGUCGGCCCUCGCGAGGUGUGAUCUCGUGA
This is a messenger RNA of Rhinocladiella mackenziei CBS 650.93, 516 nucleotides long. RefSeq lists its product as uncharacterized. The record is from RefSeq and is a predicted model, not a curated record. The transcript has a single exon. Bases 1 to 516 code for a protein of 171 amino acids. Lineage: Eukaryota; Fungi; Ascomycota; Eurotiomycetes; Chaetothyriales; Herpotrichiellaceae.